Molecule: messenger RNA, 1407 nt
Organism: Cavenderia fasciculata
Lineage: Eukaryota; Evosea; Eumycetozoa; Acytosteliales; Cavenderiaceae
Product: putative amidohydrolase
Exons: 2
Coding region: 1-1407 (468 amino acids)
Molecular function (GO): hydrolase activity, acting on carbon-nitrogen (but not peptide) bonds
Source: RefSeq, a predicted model, not a curated record
AUGGAAGAAGUAGAUUUAAUAAUAGGAGCAAAAUAUAUUAUACCCAUUGUACCAUCAAGAACAUAUCUCGUAGAUCAUGUGAUUGUAGUAAAAGAUAAAAAGAUUGUAGAUAUUGUAAAAAAGAGUCAAGUAGAUGAAAAGUACAAAGCAAAAGAGGUUGUACAGUUGGGUGGUGGUGCAAGAGCUGGUGACUCUGACUUGGAUGAAUACAUAUUGACUGCAGGAUUUUUCAACAUGCAUUGUCAUAGUGCUAUGACACUGUUGCGUGGUUAUGCAGACGACGUCAGUCUUUUGGAUUGGUUGACCAAGUUUAUUUGGCCUGCUGAAGCGAAAUGGGUCGGUGAAGAGUUUGUAAAGUUGGGUACUGAAUUGGCUUGCUUGGAGAUGAUCAAAACCGGUACUACCUAUGCAAAUGAAAUGUACUAUUAUCCAGAGAUUGCUGCAGAGGUGAUGGAAAAUAGUGGUAUGCGUGCUACUGUAUCUGUACCAAUCAUCAAGUUCCCAACCAUCUAUGCAAACAAUGAAGCAGAGUAUUUGGAAAAGGGUGAGAAAUUCAUCGAACAAUACAAGUCCAACGAGAUGAUUCGUCCUGCUUUGGGACCACAUGCAGUCUAUACUAUCACUGACGAAGCUUAUCUUCGUGUAAAAGAGUUGUCAGAGAAACACAACCUCGUCAUCCACACUCAUCUCCACGAAACUCACGUAGAAGUGGCCGACGAAGAAAAACUUAAUGGCAAACGACCAUUGGCAAGACUCGAUGGUUUGGGUGUUCUCUCUGAACGUUUAAUUGCCGUUCACAUGACCCAAUUGACCAAGGAAGAGUGUCAAUUGGUCGCUGACAACAAGGUCAAUGUGGUUCACUGUCCAGAAUCCAACCUCAAGUUGGGUGUCGCUGGCAUUUGCCCCGUUCAUCAAUUGGAAAAAUGUGGUGUCAAUGUUUGCAUUGGUACAGACUCUGCUGCCUCCAACGACGACUUGGACAUGUUGAGUGAAAUGAGAUGUGCUGCUCUCGUCGACAAGCUCUGCUACAAUAUGACUCUCAAAUCAGAGUUGGAACCAAACCCUCAAUCAUCUGGCGUCACCCCUUCACAUCGUAUGCUCUCCAUGGCUACUAUCAAUGGCGCCAAAGCUUUGGGUGUCGACAAGGAACUUGGAAGUAUAGAAAUUGGAAAAUUUGCUGAUAUCGUUGCCAUCAAAGUUACCAGUCCACCCAUUUAUGAUGCUAUUUCUCAUUUGGUUUAUGUUGGUACAAAUAGGGUAACUGAUGUUUGGGUAGGUGGAAAAAAUUUAUUAAAGAAUACUGUACUUCAAACAAUGAAUGAAGAUGAAAUUAGAAAAAAGGUUAUAGAGUUUAGCAAAAAGAUUAAAGAUAUUCGUCCAACAACUGGAACUAUUGUUAUUCAAUAA